This is a messenger RNA of Drechmeria coniospora, 3963 nucleotides long. RefSeq lists its product as uncharacterized. The transcript has 4 exons. NCBI's taxonomy places the organism in Eukaryota, Fungi, Ascomycota, Sordariomycetes, Hypocreales, Ophiocordycipitaceae. Gene Ontology annotation, molecular function: phosphatidylinositol binding. Gene Ontology annotation, cellular component: intracellular membrane-bounded organelle. Bases 1 to 3963 code for a protein of 1320 amino acids. The record is from RefSeq and is a predicted model, not a curated record.
AUGACGGUACGCACGCAUCUCGGCAUCACGCCACGGCGAAGCUAUUUCUUGUUCUUGUGCUUUUUCCUGUCGUCAUCCUGCUCCUCUCCGACAUGCGUCGACAAGGUGCGUCGGGACCAUCCUCGGAAUCGGCAAGACGAACACGAGUGGCGCAACCCGCCGUCGGACAUUUCGGAACUAGGCGCAAUGCACCUCGGCGACAUUGCGCUCGUUCUCGCCUCGUCCUCGGACGUCCUCUUUCGCCCCUACACGAGCCAGCCGCCGCAGAUUAUCGACGCCAGCGAGCGACGACGAGAUGCUAUUCUCGCAGCGACGGUGGCCCUUUUUGCCUGGGCCUAUGCCGUGACUCGCUUCUCGCUGCUGCGCUGGGCAGCAUGUGCCUUUGUCGCCGGCGUCGUCGCCGCCGUGCUGGCCAUGGCCACGGUGCUUCUGCUGACGGCGAGACCGCCGGCCCACGCAUCUCCCUCGUCGAGGCCCCCUCGUGUUUCUUUCCUCGGCCCGACGCGAUGGAAGGCCAAGGUGGAUGAUCUGAAACAGAGGCAGGCGUACGCACCGCCAACGCUGGAGCUCGGCUCUCGACGUGUCACCGAGGCGGUAAACGGCCUGCUGGAGCUGAUCGUUCGAGACUUUGUACGCAGCUGGUACGGCCACAUCAGCAGGAACCCGACCUUCCCGAACGAGGUCGAUCGAUCGAUCCGCCUGGCAUUCGCGAGCCUUCUCGAACCUCUGCGACGUCAGGACCUCGCCGACAUCGUCACGGGCCGCCUCGUGCCCAUCCUGACGGCCCAUUUCGGCGACUUUGCCGAUGCCGAACGAUCGGUCCGAGGCGAGGAUCUGAACCGUUCCGUCACCGAGUCCGACGAGCUCGACCUCGCCAUCGCAUCCAAGUUCAGGGACGGUCGCCUGCAUCCGGCCGCGUCACUGUCCUUUCCCGACACCAAGAUCGGUCAGCAGGACUACCUGCGGUCUCUCGUCACCCGCGUCAUGCCUAAAAUCCUCCCCGAGACGAUGCUCACCAGCCGGGCCGUGUCCGCCGUCACGCGCGAGAUCGUCUGCUGCGCCGUCCUGUUCCCCGUCAUCGGCAUUCUUUCCGAUCCGGAUACGUGGAACCAGCUGAUGGAGAAUUACGGCCGCUCCAUGCUUCAAGACAGGUCGACGGUCCGAAAGUUGAGGGCCGCCCUCGAUCAGCACGCCUCGCCGACGCCUCGAUCGGACAAGACGGCGGUCGUUCCGCGCCUGCUGCCGGGUGACAGCGAGCGCAAGUUUGAAAAGUUCCUCCGUGCCAUCCGCAGGGUCAACAACCUGUCGGAUGCCCGCCGCUUCCGCAGUGAGGUUGCCAGCCAGCUGAAGCGUGAUUCGCUGCGGGAGAACCAGGACCCCGUCUACCUGAGACGGCUGGAGAUGGGGAAACGGCUGCUGGACCAGACGGUGAACCAUUUUGCCGCGGGCGGAGACCGCAAUGCUGCUCCGUCGCGUCCGCCGCCGCCGCUGCCGCCUCCCGCCUCCACGUCUCUCCUGGAAAAUGCGACGCUCGUGGAGCUCCUUCGCGAUUCCUCCGGCCUGUCCUACUUUAUGGAGUACAUGGAUCGUCAGCACCUCAUGCCCUUGGUCCAGUUCUGGCUUGUCGUCGAGGGCUUUCGAAAUCCUCUCGAGGAUGACGGUUCAGACGACCAGCCCGCCUCCAGUAUGUCCAUGUGGACCGAGUCUGACCGGGCGGACCUGCAGCAGAUUGACCAGACGUACCUGUCGAAGCCGGAGCUGAAGGUGUCGGCGGCUUCCAAGCAAAAGGUUCGACAUUUCAUUGACGCCGGCACGUCGGCAACACCGUCAGAGUAUCACGAUGCCAGAAGAGUCAUCCUCCGGGUGCAGAGCGCCGUGUUGGAGGAGAUGCAGUCGCGAUAUUUCCAGCCUUUCAAGCGCUCCGACCUCUACUACAAAUGCCUUGCCUCGCAGGAAUCCUCGAAUGCCGACCUUGUUCCCUCAGCUGGCUCAACUCUGUCCUCCAGCGCGGAAACCCUCACCUACUCCCCUGCCAUCCGACCGGACCAGGCCAAUCAGCCGAGAUCGAAGCCGGCAGUCCGUCUCGUCCCACCAGCAGGCCAUCCCGUGAGCCUCCCCGGCUCCGCCUCGGACUUGCGCGCCCUGCACGGGAACGGGAACGGUCUGGACGCCACAAAGGCUGCCCGCAAAUCGUUGGACGAUGACUCGACCAGUCCGCUAUUCGCCGACGACGAUCUGGAGCACGAUAGCAUGCAAAAUUCUGUGCAAAGCCUCGACCAAGCAAGCCCGUCUCAUGGCGUUCCCGACAGGCAAGUCGUCCAAGCCGUGGAGGAGGCCCUCAGCAACAUCAUGGAUGACUACAGGCCUCAGACGGCGGAGGCUCUCCGCGCCUCUCUUUUCGGCACGGAAGACGGCGAUGCCGACUUUCUCGCUAGCCGCGACGGUGACUCAGUUCGAGGCUCCGUUGAUGCCGGCCCGCACUCCGUCUCGGCCAAGGAAUCCGACAAGCCCAGCCUCUCCUCCCUCGGCCUGGUCAGUGCCGCCUCGCGAAUCGGCGUCUUUGUCGACGACGAUCUCUUCGACGACGACGACGACGAGCACGUCCGGGACGUGGAUGAUGAGGGUGAAAAGGGAGGGCCGGAUGUCGAGGACGAGGUGCACGAGGCCGCACCGGGCGAUCUGGGGCUGGCCGAGGCCAUCUCGAGUCUGACAAACGACAUCGACCGCCUCGUGGCGCAGGAGGCCGUCGUGGACUCGUUGACGAGAAAGGCGGAGCUCACGAACAACACUUCGGAGCUGCGCAUUCUCCGCAAAUCCAAGGCCAGCCUGCAGAGAGAAAUCAAGCGCAAGGAACUUCAGCGGCAGCAGUACAUUGUGCAGGAGAGCGACAACAGCCUCUACGGCCGGUCGACGGUUCGGAUCGCGAGCAUCCAGGUCGGCAGGGAAGAGGACGGCCGAGAGUUUGCGCUCUACGUCGUCGAGGUGCACCGCAACGCGGGGGAGCAGAUGCCCGCGGCGACGUGGACGGUGACGCGGAGGUACAGCGAGUUCCACGACCUUCACCAGAGACUGCGUUCGAGCCACCCGUCGGUCCGGAAUCUCGACUUUCCCAGGCGACGCAUGGUGAUGAAGUUCCAGAGCGAAUUCCUCCGCAAGAGGCGAGAGGCGCUCGAAAAGUACCUGCAGGACCUGCUGCUGCUUCCGGACGUCUGCCGCAGCCGGGAGCUGCGUGCUUUCCUGUCGCAGAGCGUCAUCGCCCAGGGCGAGGACGUGUUGGAUCGCGAGGACAAGAAAGACAUCAUGACGCGGCUGUACGACUCGGUCGCCGACGGCAUGGAUGACAUCCUAGGAAACAUUCCGGUGCUCGAUCAAAUCUCGGUCGCGGGACAGAACCUCAUCGCCGCGGCGACGAGCCAGCUCAACUUGGUGCCGCCCAACGGCAACGAGGGGGCCUUUCCCGCGGCCGAGGUGGAAGCCGAGCUGGUGGCAUUCGAAAACAAGGAGCUCGAGCCGUUCAUCAAACCCAUCUGCGACAUCUUCCUCGAGCUUUUCGAGCUCAACAAGGGCAACAACUGGCUACGAGGCAGGGCCGUGGUGAUUGUGUUGCAGCAACUCCUCGGCGGCACGAUCGAGAGAAAAGUGCGCGACAACGUAAGGGCGCUCGUUCAGGAAGAGUCGCUGCUACGAUACAUUGCCAUGGUCACCGACAGCCUGUGGCCGAAUGGAGAGCUGCAGCGGGACCGCAAACCUCGGUCCCCGGCGCAGAGGAAGAAGACGCGGACUGAGGCGAGCCUGAUGCUGGCGACGCUGGUGCCGGACUUGGCAGGAAACGUCGUCGGUCGCGUCAACGCGCAGGCGGCGAGCCGGCGUAUAUUCGCGACGCUCAACAAUUCAAGGCUGAAUGCCCACCUCGCAUUCACCAUGCUCGACGAGAUUGUGGCCGUCAUGUUUGACGAGACGUGA